Molecule: messenger RNA, 4101 nt
Organism: Miniopterus natalensis
Lineage: Eukaryota; Metazoa; Chordata; Mammalia; Chiroptera; Miniopteridae
Gene: PLEKHO2
Product: pleckstrin homology domain containing O2
Biological process (GO): macrophage apoptotic process
Source: RefSeq, a predicted model, not a curated record
CUCCGCGACUCGCCAUGGAGGAGGGUGUGAAGGAGGGCGAGAAGCCUCAGCGAGCACGGACGGUAGACAAGGCUGGCUGGAUCAAGAAGAGCAGCGGGGGCUUCUUAGGGCUCUGGAAAGACCGCUAUCUGCUCCUCUGCCAGGCCCAGCUGCUGGUGUACGAGAAUGAGGAUGAGCAGAAGUGUGUGGAGACAGUGGAGCUGGGCAGCUAUGAGAAGUGCCAGGACCUCCGUGCCCUCCUCAAACGGAAGCACCGAUUUAUCCUACUGCGAUCCCCAGGGAACAAGGUCAGCGAUAUCAAAUUCCAAGCACCCAGUGGAGAGGAGAAGGAAUCCUGGAUCAAAGCCCUCAAUGAAGGGAUCAGCCGAGGCAAGAACAAGGCUUUCGAUGAGAUAAAGGUGGACAAGAGCUGUGCUCUGGAGCAUGUGACUCGGGACCGAGUGCGCGGGGGCCAGCGGCGCCGGCCACCUACGAGAAUCCACCUGAAGGAGGUAGCCAACGCAGCUUCUGAUGGACUUUCACGUCUGGACCUCGAUGUUCUGGACAGCGGGCUCCCAGUGUCUGUCCCCAGCAAUGAUGUCAAUGAAGCCCAGCCCCGGGAGGCACUCCGGCCCCUCAUGCCUCCUACCAAGCCUUCCCCAGCACCCGAAAUGGCCAUCGUUGGUGACAGAGUGGAAACUCCUGUGGGAGAAAGAGCCCCAACCCCUGUCUCAGCAAGCCCUGAGGCCCACCCUGAGAGCCGAGAGGACUCAGAGACCCCAGUGAGGAAGGACAGUUCCUCUAAGCAGCUCCCCAACAGGGUCCUGUCAGACAAACUGAAGGUGAGCUGGGAGAACUCCAGCUCUGAGGCACUCCCUGACCCUGAAAGUGCAGAACCGCCCCAGGUACCCUCUUCUGAGACUUCUGAGGCUUCGACCAAGGAGGGUGGGAAGCCCCCUACACCCCCACCCAAGAUCUUAUCGGAGAAACUGAGAGCCUCCAUGAGCGGGGUGGAGGCUUCAGGGCCAGUCCAGAGUCCUGGGGCCACUGAGACCUCUGCCCCAGGCUCAGCACAGGUUUCAGUGAAUGGCGUGGAUGACAGUCCUGAGCCUCACAAACCAUCCCAGGCCGUGAGCACCCCAGGAAUUCCCCCAAAGAAUGCAACAACAUCUACACUGUUCCCCUUGGACCUGCCACCUCAGCCCCAUCCCCGCUGCUCCUCCAUGGGGGACCUGAUUGGGGAAGGCCCCCGGCGUUCACAGAAACCUGUGGAACGGCUAUACCGGGCCCAGUUAGAGGUGCAGGUGGCCUCAAAACAGACGGAGAAACUGUUGAACAAGGUGCUGACCAGUGAGCCGGCCCCCGUGAGUGCUGAGACAUUACUCAGCGAGGCUGUGGAGCAGCUGAGGCAGGCCACCCAGGUCCUGCAGGAAAUCCAAGAUCGGGGAGAUCUCAGCCAGGAAGCACCUGGGCUACGGGAGAAGCGGAAGGAGCUGGUGACCCUCUAUAGGAGAAGUGCACCCUAGGGCCUGCCAGGCCAGGACACGGUCCCUCCUGGCUGGCCCAGUUCAUCAAAACCCAGCCCUGCUGAGAAAUGUGCUUCUGCUCAGGCUGUUGAAGGGCCAUUGGACAUGUCAGGGGUUGGCCAGGACCUGCAGAGGCUCCUGGUAUCUUUCCUGCCCUGCCUUGGCCAGUGGUGCCAGGUGCCAACCAGGGCCACUGCCUGGCUAUCUGGCCUGGCCUCUGCGCCCUGGCUUGGGCUGGAAGCACACACUCAGGACCUCUGUGCUUGCAUGGUUGUUCCAACCUGCCCCAGGGCUUUGGCACAGCACUGCGGGUUCUGGGGGUGGCAUCAUCUCUGCUUCUCACUCCCAGUAGUUUACAUUCCUGACUUCUAAAUAGAGCACACCUGAGCCCCCCCACCCCACCCCAGCCUCUAUGUCCAGAUACCCCAGGCAGACAGCCUCAUGGCAAAGGCAGCUUCAGGUCGUAACCAACCCUCCCACCCACCUGUUCUCAGUAGCUGCUGAGGCCUUGGGUCUAGGCUGUAGGUUCACCCCUCAGCUGAUGGCCUCUGAAGGCAGGGUGGAGGCAGCUGUGUGAGAGCCAUUUGCUGUGUGGCUCUCUCUGGGCCUUCCUGUUCUGCAGGCCUUCCCCUCUGGCGAGAUGUGACAGGAGGACUCCAGGGUGGAGGAGGAAAUUGAAAGGUCUCCUAGUCUCGUCCCUGCCCCUGAACCAGCUUGUGUCCAGCCUUGCACGUUCCUAUACAGGUGAACUUCAGAAGGAGCGGACGUCAAAUCAGAAAAUCCUGUAUGCAAUUCAUUAUAAAUCAACCUUUAGAAGAGAAGCCGCCCCAACUCCUGUGCCUCCCAGAUGGGAUUUAUAUCUGGGUCUCUGUGGUUCCUCCACAACCCAAACAGGUCCAAUAUCCCAGUCACUCCUAAUGCUGAGGGGUAUGUUGGGCCUGAAACCACAUCCCUCUCCCCACUUCCCCUCACCCCUCUGGCUCAGACCCUAGAUGGACUGCUCCUCCUGAGCUUCCUAGUGGCCGGAGCAUUUUCUCCUGGCCCCUGCCUGCACCCUGGGCCUCUCCCUAGCCCCUCCCUGGCUCUGGGAACACAUCCCGUCUCCAUCUUGCUGUAGCAGCUGGACUGAGGGCAAAGCCUAUAGGUGCAGAGGCCCUGAGGGCUGCAGCCACUCUCUCUGGGGCCUUGGGAGUGGGAGCAGCUCCUGACAGGCUCUCUCAGGGGGUUUCUGCAUGUGCACUUUUGUUUACUGAAAGAGAGGGAGGGUCACAGCUGCGUGCUCUGGCCUUUCUGCCCGCUACCCCUCCCCCACCACCAGUUGUGCCCUCAGACCUGCCAGAGCAGGUUGAUGCCUUCUUUACUGUACUUCUACUUUGUUCUUGAAGGUAGUAGCCAAGGAUCCAGAGGGGUGGAUAGAUGUCCACUCUGCGGCCUGUACUGGGCAGGCGUGGGUGUGAGCAGCAAUGGGUCUCAUGAGCCCCAAUGGGUCUCCCCAAACCACACUCCUUGGCUCCCACGCCCCAGUCUGCCUGUCCCUCUAUCUCCAGUAUGAGAGCAAGAAUGUCAUCAAGUACCCACAGUCAUGUGGCCCCUGAAGUCUUGCUUUGGGGAACAGCCUUCUGUGAGGGCUGCUGGGCUUUAGCUGUCACCAGCUUUCAGGGACUAGAGCCUCCAUUUCCCCUCUGAUAAGUGACCAGGCUGAGGGAGUAGCUCUGGGGCAACCUCAGUGGCCUGAGGCUAUUGGUUCCUAUGGGGUCCACAUACCUGGGCAGCCUGGGCCCCAGCGGGGAAGCCAGCUUCCAGGGGAGGGAGAAGAAUGGGAAAUACGCAGGGGCUGCCUUGCCGGCCUCCUGGAGGAUGGCAUUCCAUGUCUUCCGCUUAUGAAGCGCCUUUUUUGAAAUUUGGCAAUAAAUCCCUUUUUAUGGAACUUGUCUGCCACAAGCCUGUUUGUUGGUGUGGGACCAGCUCCCGGCUGACCUCAAGGAAGCAGGGGGUAGGCAGUUGAUCAGUGGCCUCACUGGUUCUCCAAACCCCGUUCUAGGGCACCCUUCCCAUAGGCUGGGCUGGGGCGUUGCCCUCCGCAGUGCUCCAUCUUUGCUAAACUCAGCCAGGCCCCCAGUGUCAUCUACACACGUUUAUACAGGCUGGGGGCUGUCAUAGGAACAGUGCUUUUCCAUUUUUAAAAGCUUAUUUGAAAAUUUCAGAAAAGUUGCAAGAAUAAGAAUCGCAGAGGACACACACUCUACCCAGAUUGACCCGUUGUUUUAUCUUUUGAGUGCUUUCUCUAACAUGUGAACACAGUUCUUUUCUGAAUCAUUGGAGGAUUAUCAUGGCCCCUUAUCCCUGAAUACUUGUGUGUAUUUCCUAAAAAUAAGUAUAUUCUCUUGUGUAACCACAAUACAGAUACCAACUUCAGAAAAUUUAACACCAAUAUAAUAGUUACUGUUCAGAUUACAAUUUUGUCAUUUGACCCAAUAAUAUCCUUUAUCAUAUUUGUCCUCUAGUGUAGGGUUGGGUACUGCAUACAUGUCCCUUUAGUCUCCUUUAAUCUGAAAUGUUUCCACAGCCUUUAUCUUUCAUAACAUGGACAUUUUUG